AUGAUGUCCGAUGAAGAAGAUUUCGACUGCCCCCUCUGCAUGGAAGAGCUUGACAUCUCGGAUAGAAACUUCCGUCCCUGUCCCUGCGGCUACCAGAUCUGUCGCUUCUGCUGGCACCACAUCAAGGAAGAUCUCAACGGCCGCUGUCCUGCUUGCAGGCGAGUGUACUCGGAAGAGACAGUUGAGUUCACGCCCAUCUCCGCAGACGAACUGGCCAUGAUCAAGAAUGAGAAGAAGGCAAAAGAGCGUGAAAAGAAGGAGAUCGAGGCUAUGAACAGGAAGCACCUCUCCAACAUGAGGGUCGUCCAAAAGAGCCUGGUGUAUGUCAUCGGCCUGCCUACCAAACUAGCAAACGACGAGCACACCCUGAGACAGCACGAGUACUUUGGCCAAUACGGCAAGAUUGCAAAGGUCGUCAUCAACAGGAGAAAUGCCCCGAUGCCAGUGGGAGGAUCGUCGCCAGGACAAGCCAGUGUUGGUGUCUACAUCACAUAUGUGCGGAAGGAGGACGCGGCCAAGGCCAUUGCGGCCAUUGACGGCAGCAUAUGGGACGGAAAGAUUCUCAGAGCGUCUUAUGGCACCACCAAGUACUGCACGUAUUACCUCCGAGGCAUGAACUGCCAAAAUCCAGGAUGCAUGUAUCUCCACGAGCCUGGAGAGGAUGCUGAUAGCUACACCAAGGAGGAUCUCGCAGUCGGGAAGCAUCAAAGCCCAGAACCUACACCGUAUGAUGGGUAUAGCAGUAAGCCUCCGGUGUUGGGACGCCCUCCUCUCCCGUCCCAAGGAUCCAGUGCCUCUCUAACUCCUAGACCCAAAGCUGCAACGGUGCCAUCCUACCAGUCUGCAGCUUCUUCGUUAUCAGACUGGCCAGCUCCUGGAGGUGACAGAGGAAACGGCGAUGAUAGGGAGGAGGAAGGCUCAGCCCUUCCUGCAACGGCGUCUUGGGCAAAAAUUGGCAGCAAUCCUUCUACCCCCACUUUACACAGCUCCACACCCCUGUUGCGGAAACUCGAAGGACCACCACCCCUGCGAUCUAAGGGUUCUACCACGUCGAUUAUUACCGGUAUUGUCGUCAACAAUGGCAAGAGGAAAGAACUCAAUUACACCAAGGAUGGCGCGCUGAUCGAUGAUUCUCCAACGCCAGCAGAAGCCCUGGCAAUUGAGGCUGCCGCAAAGCAGCAGAUGCUUCUGGAACAACGGCAACAACAAGAACAGCUACGGAAGCAACAGCUCCUCUUGCAGAAACAGCAGCAAGAGAAUGAGUUGCAGGCCGAGCUGCUCAACCAGAAGCUCAAGAAGCAGAGGCAACUGGAGAUGGAGCAAGAGGAACUGGAGCGUCAAAAGCAGAAACAGCAGCAGGUGAUGGAGCUGAAGAUGCAGAAACAAAAGGAAAAGGAGCAACAGAAGAAAGAGCAGCUCCGGCUAGAACAGUUGCAGAAGGAAAAGGAAGCUCAGGAGAAGGCUCGAAAGGAGCAGGAACUCAAGGAGCAGAAGGAGCGGGAAGAGCGGGAAGAGCGCGAACGUCUUCAGAAGGAGCGCGAAGAGAAGGAGAGACUGGAGAAGGAGAGGCUCGAGGAACUGGAGCGCAUCGAAAAAGAGCGUUUGGAGAAAGAGGCCCGCGAGGAACAAGCAAGAAAGGAGCAGGAGGAGAAGGAGCGCCUGGAGAAGGAAGCCCGCCUCGCGCAGAACCAACCCAAGCUCUCUCUCGGUUCAUUCUCGUUCAACCCCGAUGCUUCUUUGGCCACAUUCCCUCACUCCUUUGGCAACCCCGCUGCAGCUCCCCCACUCGGAACGGAUGCGCCAGGUCCCUUUGGCCUGGAUACCUUUGCCGGUUACCCGAACCUUCCUCUCACGCCCACGCACUACACUGGCUCGUUCAACCCCUUCUCUAUGGAGGAUGAGCCUCUCAUGCGGCGAUCGAUGAUCCCACCCGCUCGCAACUUCCUGGGCGAUUCAGACUAUGAUCCCGUAACCGGACGCAGCCGCCCUGUCGGUCCUCCUAUUCCUGGCAAGCCAAGACAGACCUCUCGUUUUGGAUUUGCCACGGACGGCCAGUACGGUGACUCAAUGGGCCGCGAGGGAUACUCUGAUCCUCCACCCAACAUGCAGUCCAUGGAGGAGGGCUUCCGAGCUCUCUUCCCCAACGUCAAUGUCAGCUUUGGUCGACCUGACGGCGGUUUGGGUCAGCAGCAAGUGCAGCAACAGCAACAACAGGCGAUGUAUCAGUCAUCGCCUUUGCUUCAUCGUCAGGAACCCCCCGGCAUGUGGAACGGUGCGGACAAGCAAGAGGGUCAGGCAUUCCAGAGAAGCAUGAACCAGCUGAACAUGGACCCUAUGCUGACGACGCCUAGCUCUCGUAUGGCCGAGUACCACCAACAACUUUCCAUGCAGCAGCAGCAGUCUACUCAGCAGCAGCAGCAACAACAUCAUCAACAACAACAGCAUCAACAACAACAACAUCAUCAACACCAACAACAACAACAACAACAACAUCAACAACAACAGCAUCAACAACAACAACAACAACAGCAACAACAACAACAACAACAACAACAACAUCAACAACAACAUCAACAACAGCAACAACAACAGCAACAGCAACCACCACAGCGGAGCGGUCCCCCUGGUCUCGCAAGAAACCCGAUGACCCCAACGAUGAUGAAGUCGCCACCCCCUGGUCUGGAGAGCCUGGCUCGCAACGGAUACGGUGGCUGGUCGGAUUCGCAACAGCAGCAGCAGCAGCAGGCACAGCAGUUGUUGCACCAGCAGCAACAGCAACAGCAACGUCCACAGCAGCAAACGUCUCGAUUGAACAGCUGGAAGGGCGAGGGUCAGCCGGGGCCCAUCAACACUGGUAUGCCCCACAAUAACCAAGAGAAUGCUCAGGACUUUUUCGGUGCUUUCUUGAAGGCCGCAGCUGCCUCGCCCUCCAACCAGUCAGCCCCCAGCGGCAACCAGCAAGGUGCCCAAAAUUCAAUUCCUUUCCAAGACCCUGCCAUCAUGUCCGUUCGCUUGGCCUCUUCUGCGGCGGCCAGACCCUCCUUGGUUGAAGCCCUUCAGCAGCCACCUAUGGGUGGCGCUUACUCUGGCGCCUACGGGCAAAUGGGCCGCGAGGCCUUCUCUGAUGUUGGAAUACGCCACGGUGACAACACCAACUCUCCUCUGCUUCAGCAAUUCGGCCUCGGAUCGAAGCGCAUGGACCAUUACUCUCCUCUCAAGCCUGCCAACAUGGAGGCUUACCCUGUAGCGUUUGGGGCUGGCGAGUCGCCCAUGAUGAGCACGAUCAACCCUGCUGCUGCUGCGGCGCGCUCUGCCAAGGUCAAGUCGGACCUUUUGAUGGGUCUCAACACUGGUAUUCGACCUGAGAGACUAAGCAUGAAGGAUCAACCCCAGCAAGCCAGGCCACCCUCUGUUCUCUCUGAGGAGCAUAGCAGCAUCCUCAACAGCCUGAAUGGCGGCAUGAGGAUGAACUCUCCAGCCAACAUGUACAACAGUAAUGCAGGUGGCGGCGACUAUCUUAAUCGUCCCUCGAGCCAGUACGAGGGAUUGUCCAUGAACGGCGUCUUUGGAGGCAGCGGCCUGAAUGGUCCUAUGAUGUCCAUGUCGAUGCCGCCGUCGUCUGGUUCGGGCGUGUCGAUCUCUGGUCCUCCUCCUGGCUUGGGCAUGCCUCCUAACAGCGGCAACAACAGUGGUGCCCAGAGUGGAGGAAACAACCCCAACAACAGACCUGGAUCUUACGCUUUGGGAGGAGGCGACAAUGACAACAAUGGUCCCUCGUCGUUUGGACCUGGCAUGGGCGGCAUGGGCUUGAACGGCAACAUGAACAAGCCUAUGGAUAUCACCAGUAUGAUGAGUGCGCUUGACUUUUUCGGUCCAUCCUCGUCCGUUGGCCCUUCCUCUGGAACCUUGGCCAACAACUGGUCGAUGCCCAAUGGAAAUGCGCACCAUCCGUCGUAUCUCCAGCAGCAGCAUUUGCUCCACCUCCAACAGGGCCUGAACUCUCCUACCAACAGUAACAAUGGCCAGGGAGCGCCAAGCCUUGGGUCCCGUCGCGACUCUGCCCAAUCAAACACCAGCCUUUCGAUGAACGGCGGUCCACAGCAGCAGCAGUAUCAGCAACAGCAGCAACAGCAGCAACAGCAGCAACAGCAGCAACAGCAGCAACAGCAGCAACAGCAGCAGCAACAGCAAGGGUUCAACAAUGGCGGCUUUGAACAUGGCGGCAACCCCAAUGCUCCCAACACCAACAAUAGUACCAGCAACGGCAACAGCAACAACACCAGCGAAGUAAAUACUGCUCAGUCGACCCCUCAUAUGAGCAAUCCUACGGCAGCUGCAGGAGCGACGGCGCGGAGUGUUGAGGACCUGGAGUUGCAGGUGAUCAAUGCCAAGAUGGAAACCCAAAUGCUUGAGAACCAGCUGAACGCUGUCAUCAAACGUAACCGCCGCAAGCUCUAUGCUUGA
Messenger RNA from Linnemannia hyalina, 4464 nucleotides. The record is from the annotation of a GenBank genome assembly. Lineage: Eukaryota; Fungi; Mortierellomycota; Mortierellomycetes; Mortierellales; Mortierellaceae.